AUGAUCGAAUACGUAUCAAGCUGGUUCACUCCCACUGUUCUCUUCUGCGUUCUGAACCUCGUCAUAGGAACCAUACUCUUAUCUUCCACCUUAAAGCCUCAGAAGAAGCAGCAGCACCAACUCGGUGACGACAACUCAGUGCCACAACUCGCCCCAGUCCCCUCUCUAUUCCAACGAGUCAGGUCCUUCAACUACUCGCUCCAGCAAGAGCACCACACGCCCUCACUCUACCGUGCACCUUCUCUGCUCCAACGCCUCGGUGCCGUCAACUUCUCGUUCUCUCGCUCGGACGAUUUUCCGGCGAGUACCCACCACGCAGAUCCACCGGAAGACGACACCCAGACAACCCGAGCACCGUCUCUUCUGGAACGUGUCAGGUCCAUUAACUUGUCGUUUUCCCGGUCCCGACAACCCGACCCGUCCCCGUCUACGACCCAUCUCGCGGAAUCACCGGAAGCGCAGACCCAGAAGGUUGAGGUAGAGAGAGAUUCGGAGACCGUGAUGAGUCACGACAGGAGAACCAAGUCAGCCACGUGCGCCGAGAUUCCGGCGAAGAAGAAGAAGAAAAUGGAGAAGUCGGCGAGCGAGAAGAUGGAGGCGGAGGAGACGGAAGAGGAAGUGGAUCGGCGGCGGCCGGCGACAGUAAGAGAGAAGAAGACGACGUUCGAGGAAGAAGAAGACGAUGAGGCGGUGGACGAGAAAGCCGACGACUUCAUUAACAGGUUUAAGCAGCAGCUAAAGUUACAGAGGCUUGACUCCCUCCUCCGGUACAAGGAAACCCUGCACAGGAGAAUGGGAAACUAG
Molecule: messenger RNA, 804 nt
Organism: Ipomoea nil (Japanese morning glory)
Lineage: Eukaryota; Viridiplantae; Streptophyta; Magnoliopsida; Solanales; Convolvulaceae
Product: DNA ligase 1-like
Exons: 1
Coding region: 1-804 (267 amino acids)
Source: RefSeq, a predicted model, not a curated record